This is a messenger RNA of Venturia canescens, 4286 nucleotides long. It is a transcript of the gene m, whose product is annotated as miniature. The record is from RefSeq and is a predicted model, not a curated record. NCBI's taxonomy places the organism in Eukaryota, Metazoa, Arthropoda, Insecta, Hymenoptera, Ichneumonidae. The transcript has 8 exons. The coding region runs from base 225 to 1952 and encodes 575 amino acids.
UGUGUACAGGAGUGUAACGUCAACAGUAAAAGCCCUCCAGCCCUCCGGGUCGUGUUAAUACCACGGUCGAAGUGAUCACCCCAGCUUAUACCCUAUACGAGAGCAAUAUUAGAAUACAAUGAAGCGAGCUUCCAAAUCCAGUACGCGGGUUCGAACUACUUGGCCUUUUUAUUCCAAAACCGGCAAGUGCGCGAGUUUCAGCGUGAGAGGCUGGAACCUCCAGGAUGCCAGGGGUGUGGAAGUUGCUACGCAUGCUGAUCUACAUGAUGGCUGGCCUGAGGAACGUCAGUAGCAACGGCGAUAUCUGGCCAUUGGAAAGGCCCGAGGGUAUGCCAGCAAUCCAAUCUCUAGAAGUAAUGUGCGGUAAGGACCACAUGGACGUACAUUUAUCGUUCUCCCAGCCUUUCGAGGGUAUCGUGUCCUCCAAGGGUCAACACGCUGAUCCCCGUUGCGUUUACGUCCCUCCAUCUACGGGCCAAACAUUUUUUUCAUUUCGGAUAGCAUACGCGAGGUGCGGCACGAAGCCGGACAUGCACGGUCAAUUCUAUGAGAACACGGUUGUUGUACAAUACGACAAGGAUCUUCUCGAAGUGUGGGACGAGGCGAAACGUCUGAGAUGCGAGUGGUUCAACGAUUACGAGAAAACGGCGUCGAAACCACCGAUGGUUAUAGCCGAUCUCGACGUUAUACAAUUGGACUUUAGAGGCGACAACGUCGAUUGCUGGAUGGAAAUUCAACAUGGCAAGGGACCUUGGGCACCACCGGUUUCUGGUAUCGUUCCGUUGGGCUCAACCCUCACACUCGUCGUCGCCAUCAAUGAUUACAGAGGAGAAUUCGACAUGCGUGUGAAAUCUUGUGUCGCAUCUGACGGAGGUGGUCACACGAUACAACUGAGCGACGAAUUGGGCUGUGUCCUCAGGCCGAAAAUGAUCAGUCGUUUUCUCAAAGCUCGUGGUUCGGACGAUCGCGCUACCGUCAUAACGUACGCGUUCUUCCACGCGUUCAAGUUUCCCGAUGCAUUGAGCGUUCACAUCAAAUGCAAAGUCGAAAUUUGUCGACACGGCUGUCUCGACCACUGCCAGCUCAGCGACAACGCCGGACAUUUCAUCCAAGAUCGCAAGGAUCAGCAGCAAGAACAUCAGGAACACCAGGUCCGACCUCUGUACCCACCGACCACGGUACCUUCGACGACUCAAGAUGACGAUACAUCGCUGUACGAGGAUAUCAUCCAAAAUGGCGAUGAGAUGGCCUCGAUAGGGGGCCACUUUCUUGGCGUCGAAAAAUCGGCUCCCAAAGCCCAAGCGCAAAUGAGCAAUCGCCUCUCUUCCACUUCCGGCGACAAUCAACAGCACGAGGAUUCUCGUCCCGACGAUCCGGAUUUGACUCAUCCGUUCUUGCAGGAACCACCGAGAGUCACGAGAUACGAGAGCGAAGAGCAAUUCCCCCACGGGCCUCGUAAUCUGGAGGAGGACGUAACUGGAACGCCCUCGUUAUCGGGUUCGCGGCGAAGGAAACGUUCGAUGAUAAUAUCCGACCGUAAAGUGCGUAGCGCGGAUGUUGGAGUUAGUGGGAUAUACGAGGUCAUAUCGGAGGCCGAUUUGGCUUUCAGUCCGGACAGUCACGCGGAGGCGGUUACAGUUUUCCAGGGUAGGAUACGGGAGGAGGUCGUUUACGGUAUUUGUUUGCCGAUGCCAGGUUUCAGUGCUCUCUUCAUAGUCGUUGCACUUUCGGCAGUUGUUUCGGCCCUCGUUGCGGGCGCGAUGUUGCAUCGAUUACAAACGCAGCGAGAGGUCGCGACGACCAAUAGAAAAAAUGGUACGGUACCGGUAGCCGGUGUUAACGGUUGGUUGCCUUACGGCUUGUUGCGCGUACGUUGUCCCGACAGACCACAACAACGGCUCCAAAAGCAGGAACAGGAAGUCGUUGAUGCGAGUCCGGUUGAGCGAGGCUGAGAUGCCGAUCACCCGUAAGAUAACGCGUUAAGAAUGUCUACAUGAACAACCCCGCCGGCGACUUGUCCUAAUGGAAAUACAGUAACUUCUAGUUAUCCUCUCGCUCUAUUCUUUUAUUUUCCUCUUUUAUUCGCGACUCCAAUUAUCCACGCAGCAUUGUAAAAAUUUGAGUCCGGAGGAUAACGAGAAAUUGCUGUAUUCGUCACGCGCAAUAUGCGUUGUGCGAUCAUGUUUCGCGACUUGAGUGUUAUCUGGGUCAGUGGAAAUGUGUCGAAUUAUCUUCGUCGAUGAUUCACGAGCGUUGUACUCGGCCAUUGUUUCGUAGCCGGAAGAGGCCGCGGCUCUAUUCGAAUUGUCAAUUUUUCGUUGCACCAUCUGAUGGAGCAUCUCAAAAAUAAUAUAAAAAUUGUUAACCAAACGACGGACUCCGCCGAACCCGUGCGGUUUCAUAUCCAAUGGCGUGACUCAAACGAGCGGUUACUCAAACAUGAAAAGCCGUGCGAAGGUCAUUGGACAUACACGGAGCAGUUACCCCAGUGGUCGUUGAACCCAAAACGAUUGUACGCCAAGUUAUUGAACUAGCAAAAAUUAUAUGACGCGUCACUUAACACAAGAUAGUCUAAUAACCGGUUGCUUAACGGAUAUCCAUCAGCGUAUCAUUGCCAGCGCGAAAUUGACUGUCAGAGCCAUGAAACGAUAGUGACCGUAAUUUUAGAGUGGAAUUACUGCUCGUGUCGACAGGAGUAUUAGAAAAACUUAAAAAAAAUGGAGAAAAAGACGAUUAGAUAAAGUGACAGGCAUUCGGUCAUUCAUUCUUCGCGUUAUCUUGCAACAGUGGUCACAACUCAGUGUGGUGAACUUACCAUGAGAUGACCCACGAUCGGACGAAAAAUUUUGAAAACGACAAUUCUUGCAACGCGCCAAAUACCGUGAGAGAGAGACACAUAGUGCAAUACCCUGUACAAAGUACCGUAAGUGCGUUUGUAGAAGCAAAAUACCGUGGAGUUUCCAUUAUUUUCUGUUACUCCCUUUCUUUCUCGUUUCGUUUUAUAAUACAGCCUUAAUCGCACGCGUACCUUAUUUUUGAUAGAUGAAAAUUCUCAAAAAUUUCAAUGAACCGGUACAAUGAAAGUGAGUGCAAAAAUAAUUAGAGAAACUAAUGAAAAUGGAGAUUUGAACCUCAAGCCACUCCCAGGAGAAGGUCAGGUACUUUGUAUUAUUAAGAAUAUUAUUAACUUUAUCGAUAUUAUUAUUAUUAUUAUUAUUAUAUAUUAUAAUAUUGUUAUUACUAUUUAAUGUCACCGAUACGUGUCAGAGGGCUGAGCCAGAAUUCAGAACUCAUUAUUAUUAUUAUUAUUAUCAUUAUUAUUAUUAUUAUUAUUAUUAUUAUUAUUAUUAUUAUUAUGAUUAUUAUUAUUAUUAUUAUUAUUAUUAUUAUUAUCAAUUAUAUUUUAUUACGAUUAAUUAUCAUACCAAUAUUGUAAUAAUUAUUAUUACUAUUUCAUUCGGGCAGACGUGGUACAGUAGACGUAAUGUUAGGCCUUCCUCAAUCCCUGUUGAGUUAGUAUUCAACACGAAGGAAAAAAAGCGAUAAGCUCGUUUACCUGCCACUCCUACCCGAUGUACGUAAGUUCUAUUAGGGCUAUUAUUAAAGUUAUUAAUCGUUCACGAUACAUAAUUGCGUAUGUGGAACGGUGGUGUUCGGUCCAUUACUGCUAUGGAUUGGACCUCAUGAUUAUUUGAAUACCAACAAUAGAAGAGUACGACUACAAACCUUGUAAUAUCAAUUUUGAGAAACUUACCUGUAUGGUAAAAAUGAAUGAUAUCCGGUUAGUUUCAAGAUAUUAUGUAAUGUUUUAGUAUUAAAAAUUCGUCAACGAUCGCGAAGAGCGAUAAAAUUUUCUUUCCUUCCCACAUCGACGCAAUGCCUUUGCAUACACUCUGUUUCUUUCGUUAUUCAUGAAAAUAAAAUCGAAGUUCAAUUUAUCGUUAGGUACAUCGGUAAUAAACGUAAAAAAUGAGGAUGGUUUUAUUUUGUCUAUUCGCAAUGGGAGUCUUCAUGGUUCUAUUUCAUCAUAAAAAUUUCCUUGAACUUUCAUUCUUACUUGAUUCGUAGAUCCAUUAGGCAAUAAUAGUUGUAAUAAUAUAUUUCACCUCAUGUUGAUCCAUACAUUUUCGAUCGUUAGGCUUGUCCGAUGGUACUCAACACGUUUUGCUAUGCUUAUCGCUAAUAGCGAGAAACAAUUCCAUUCUUUUCAGUUUGAUAUCGUUUAUUGUAUAUUUUAUGUAUCUAUGUGGAAUGUUAUAAUAAAAAUUCGAUUCAAGCGAUCCUGA